GCCUAAAGAUGCAGUUAAAGCGCUAAAGAAAAAGCUUUCAAAAAACUGUAACCAUAAGGAAAUCAGGCUUACCCUGUCUCUGCUUGACAUGUGUAUAGAGAACUGUGGCCCAAGGUUCCAGUCUUUAGUUGUGAAGAAAGAUUUCUGUAAAGACAAGCUGGUGAAACUACUGAAUCCAAGAUACAAUCUGCCGAUUGACAUGCAGGAGAAAAUCUUGACCUAUAUCAUGACGUGGGCCCGAGGUUUCCAAGGAAUGGUGGAUGUGAGCGAAGUAAAAGAAGUUUAUCUAGAAUUGCGGAAGAAAGGAGUGGAGUUUCCAUCUUCUGACACCAGCAGAGGGGGACCUAAGGCUUCAUCUCAGCCUUCUACAAAGUCAUUGCCAUCUUCUGCUAAUCCUGCAAAACGUUCUUUGCUGCCUCUUCCCACAGGCCCAACGUUAUUGUUGAUUCCUGAGCAGAUUGCAAAACUGUACAGUGAACUGGAUAUGGCAAAAAUGAAUGUGCGAGUCAUGUCCUCAAUAUUAAAAGAAAAUGUUCCUGGCUCUGAAAAUCCGGAUGAUAUGAAUCUUUUACAGAAACUGUAUAAGACCUGUCGGAUGAUGCAGGAGAGGAUCAUGGAAUUGUUGGUGACAGUGGAGAAUGAAGAUGUGAUAGCUGAGUUAAUACAAGUAAAUGAAGAUCUGAAUAAUGUCCUCCUGGGACAUGAAAGGUUCUCUCGAAACAGAGUUCGUUUUUUGGAGAAUCAGAGAAUACAACGUGAACGCACAGAGCUGUACAGGAAACAGCCAUCUGCUCCCUCAAGUGAUCUACUUGACCUGUCCAUAGACUCUCCAUCUCCUGCGUCAGCAGUGGUGCAAACUGACUCUGCAGUGUCUCCUUCAGACCUCAAUUGCAUAUCUGCACACCCUGGAGAUAAAAACAGGCAUCAUCCAUCAAUUUAUCCACAGCUGGAUUUAGCAACUACUACAAAAGCUCAACAAAUUCCACUUGCAACUGAAGCACAAAACAAUAGCGUAAGCAACCCAGCUGGACAUUCAUAUAGCAAUUUGGCGACUAUUUUAAGCCCAGUGCCUCUGAAUCCAGUAAAUCUGCAGACUGGACAUACUACAUCAUUAAAUGGACCAUCACCAGCAGCUGCAUCAAAGAAUAAGUCACAGUCACCUCAUUACUACGAGAUAAUGGAGUUUGAUCCCUUGGCUCCUACUGAAGCUGUUUAUGAAGAAAUUGAUGUCAUGCUGAAGACAGAAGCUAAAAAGAAUACAGAAUGCUGA
This is a messenger RNA of Pelecanus crispus (Dalmatian pelican), 1270 nucleotides long. The record is from RefSeq and is a predicted model, not a curated record. NCBI's taxonomy places the organism in Eukaryota, Metazoa, Chordata, Aves, Pelecaniformes, Pelecanidae.